AUGACCACACCUUCGAUAUCCGAGUCGCGACCACCGCCCUCGCCUUCCAUGGACGUCACAAUGGAGGAUGAGGACGCGAAUUCCAAUGGACUCGACAACGUCGUCGCUCGACCCCCUACCCCUCCAAAACAUACAGAAAUCAUCACAAACGGAACCGUCACAACGGCAUCAUCAAGUUAUAUAGACGAGACACCCACAUCAUCCGCUGAAACUGCUCCAGCCGGCCAGGACCGUCGCGUCAAUUUCUCACCAUACAUCAACUGGCAUCAGCCCUGGAAGUACGAUACAGAAAAUGCCAAAUAUCCGCCAAUAAAAUCCAUAUGCCUUUCUGCGAAAUCCUCCCGGCCUGUCAAGCCAAUUCUUAAACCUUUCGAAAAGUCAAUAAUUUUGAUAACAGAACAGAUAGAAGGCCUUGACCCGGAUAAUCCCAUGGCAGAUACGAACACCCCUUUCGGCGAAUUGCUUGAGUCUAUAGUUCAAAUAUUGGCUUCGUCCGACCGAACUAAGAAAUCUGAGACCUACGGUGCCUUUGCUACUACCUUACGUGCAUACGAUGGCGUACCGGAUGUAAAGCUACUAGCUGACAAGCUCGAUCUGAUCUUAAGCUUCAUCAGAAGGGACUUUAAUGCAAUGAUACCGGACGUUGGAACUCCGGAUACGACUUUAAUCCGACAGGCCUGCAAGGUCUUGAUCAUUUUCUCCUACCUACCAGAAACCGUUACAUUAAUACCGGACGAAGACAUAAACUACUUCCUCAAUUUUGCGAUUGACAUUCUAGAUCAGGGAACUUCUAAGGCACUUUCGACGAACUAUAUGUAUUUCCUCAGUCAGCAAAAGUUUUCCCCAAGAAUUAUGACGACGGAAAAGGUUACACGGAUUUUGCAGGUGUCCAGUGCGUUAAAGGAGAAGCAGAAGGGCAAUAGCAUCGACCUCGAGCGAUUGAGCCUUUACGCCAAGCUCCUGUCACAAGCAAAGGGUGCGAUGGUCCAGAAUGCGGAAUUAUGGAUCGACCAUGUGUUUCAAGGGCUGAUAAGUACGGCUACACCGAUACGGACGCGAGCCCUAACGAUUGCGCAAGAGGCAGAAAGAGAACUAGGAGGAGAGAAGCAAAUAGCUAGAGCGGUCAUGAGACUAUUUCCAACCAAAAAGGAUAUCGAUUCACAAAUGAACUCGCAGAAAGGCACACAAACUGGCACACCAACUAAACCUCAAACCGGCACACCGACUCGGUCCCAGCUAGAGGAAAGUAGGAAAAGGAAUUUUAUUCAAAACCGACUCGAGAAAAUGCUUGAAACAAAGACCGAAGCUGUUUUUGUUCCACAGAUAUGGGGAAUUACAAUUUCGCUACUUCGGGGGCUCACCAUACCGAUAGAUCGCUGGGAGAAUUUCAGUCCUUUCCUUGGUAUUAUGUCGAAAUGCCUGAACUCUUCAGAGCAAAACUUAAAUGUUUUUGCCCAGAUCGCCUGGGCCAAGCUCAUAUUCGUAUUCGAUAUCAACAUGAAUACCUCGAGAAAGAACAUCGACCUCCUGCUACGCCCUAUCAUUGGCUACAUAGACGAAAACAAAGGAUCACGGCACACGAAGCAUGCAAAGAAAGCUGCCAUUACGAAUAUACACACAAUGCUCUACUACAGUUGCCGACCAGGGGCUAAUUUUAAGCAACUGGAGCAUUUCUGGGAAACAUUAGUGGAGGGUGUGGUUGCCAAGUAUCUCCUAAAAUCAAAUACCUUUUUGAUCAACGGGUGUAAUAUACUGAGCGCCCUGUUUGGGGGAAGCACGAAAUGGUCCGAGAAUCGGGUUCUUGAAGGAACAUACAUUGCUGCCGAUGAGGUCCCAAGAUUGGAUCCAAAAUGGAUUCGCGCAAAUAGCACAAUGAUUUUCAAAACUCUCGAGGUUGCUGUAAGGAGCUGCCUCAAGACCAAAAAAGACAACGAGAUUCCUCAUCUAGCGAUCUGGAAGAAGUUGAUGGCAGCCAUUGCUGAAGCAGCUAAAAAAGAAAUUCGUAUCUCGGCUGAGAUGAUGGAAUUUGUAGCUAGUCUUUUAGGCUUUCUCAAACGCUUGUGGACCGAUGGCUUCCGGGGAAAGGGGCCAACCCUCCACGAGGAUGGCCAAUUUUUGACCCAUUUUGUCAUUUUAGUCCAACUUGCUAUCCAAGAGCUAGGAACCGCCUGCUUCACAGAGAAAUGGUUGGCCGAAGAUGGCACUGAAAGCUUCCUAGCUAUAUCAACCCCAUCCGGAAAGUUCUCCUCUGGCUCAAAUCAUGUUGUCCAACAUCAACCUAUCUGGCAUCUCUUCCGACUUUUCAUAGACCCUUUCAAGGGUGCAAAAAUCGGUGAGAAUUAUGCAAGGCCCAUCUCCAACAUUUUAUCAACAUGUGUCGAAGCACAAGACUCUCGAAGGAAAAAGCUCUCACUGCUCGCUCAAGGAAUCGCCAUCCUCCCGACUCAGGACAUAAGCCAGAUCCAUCUAACGGCAUGGACCAUUCUAGCAAACAUCUGCGAUCGUGUCGUCCCACGGAAAGAGAGGGAUACCAUGUCUGCGGGUGGGCUCGUCAAUGGGCCAGAAAUCCGUGAUGUUCGGACGAUUCUCGAAUGGGGCUAUCAGUUCUGUGGGCCUGAACAAUUCGUUUUCUGGAAGAAGCUUUACCACACCGUGUAUGAGACGGUUCAGCAAGAAAACGGGAUUGCAUACCUUGGCCCAGCUCUCAUUGAUCCUCUUUCAGAGAAUAUGAGGCUACCCAAAAUUGAUGCUGAGUCAACGGACACUCUCCACUACAUCAAUACGCUAGCCUCUAGCAUCCAGUACCCCGCCACUACUGUUCAGUACGAUCGAGUGUACAAGUCCUUGUUCGGCGACCAAGCAAAGAAGCAUACCCAAAUACCCUAUACAACUUUUUUUGAAGUUAUGGGACAAGCAUUUUGGAGAACCAUCGAGCUUUCCCAAGUGGACCUCAGCGAGCAAGGGAACACCGAUAUUAUUGAGUUUUUCGAUUGCAUGCGAGAGGUUACGGAAAGGCUACCCAAAGAAUCGGUGGCCCAUAUGGUUUCGAGGAUGCAGGACGGCUUUUCUCUUUGGUUAUCAUGUGAGGCACCAGCGGACAAGAAUAUCAUCGAACCGAUGCAGGAGCUUCUGAAGGCCGUGUGCGAAGGCCUAAAGCGGACCGAGUGCUUCGAUUCCAAUGCCCUCAAAACGUUUUCUCACUUGAUAGCUGCUGGGUUUGAAAGCAAGCAUAAGAUGAAUGUUGUUACCACAAUCAACUUCUGGAACAAAACGUUCGGCAACCAAGAAAAUCUGGAGUAUCCAUCAAGGGUUCGGAAAGCUCUCAGUAAGAUUCGCUAUUACGCGGAUAUAAAGCUUCCAACGUUCCCAGACUCCUUAGAAGAUGAAGCUCACGCUCCACCACCAGCUUUCUUGGAUACUCAGACUUCAGAUUUUGCGCAGCAUGUUUUAUCGAGUCCUCCUAAAGCCGCAGCAUCGCCACUGUUUUAUCGUGACUUACAAGUGCCCGUUUCCGCCAAGUCUUCCAAAGCUUCAUCAAAUCCCAGCAAGCAAAACCAUGUCAAGCUUCGACAUAUGGAUUCCCAAGUUGAAUACAAAACGAUUUAUGCUGACGAAAACGAUGACCCGGAUGCGAUGGAAUCUCAAUUGAUGACUGACCGUCAGAAGGAAGUUAGAGACAGGCAGGCAAGGGAGGCCGAUUUGUUCAGGGAUCUUAAUUCCGGAUCCCCAUCAAAACAUGACAAAACAAAUGCCAGUCACUCAAGCCUACCGCUCAAGCUCGAUCUUAGGAUACCGAACCCCAUGAGCGAUGUUACCUCGUCUCCCGCAUUCGACCGUUCUAUGUCAUCUUCACCUGGUCUGCCAACGAUCCCAAUCGGCAGUAAGUUCGCGGCGUUGAUUGAUCGGGAAGUUCACUUUCCAACAUCUGAUGAUCUACCUUCCUCUCCAACGGCCAGAGUUUCUCGAGAUCCUUUUGUACCUUUACUAGAAGACAUCCCUUCCUCGCCACCGUUGGCGCCGGUUAACGCCCAGGAGGCGGGCGAAGUCGGUACCAUUGAUCUUGGGGACAACGAGAAGAUUGAAACUGUUGAUCCUAGAAAAGUCGAACUAUCACAAGGAUCUAAGCUUCGUAUUCAAGAAGGAGAACUUCCGCCAAACCUGACAGAGGUGGCUAAGGAUGCUCCUAAGAGCCCGAGUGAAGCGAUUGCGCUCCAACUUCAGGAAUAUGGGCGAGUGGAAGGGGUGAUCAUUGAACCAACCGUGGAGGAAGAAAAGGAGCCAUCACCGGUUGAGGAUAUUUCUGUCCAUCUCAACAGCCAGAUGGAUGAGGAUAUGACUGAGCCAGCCCCAGCUGUAGCGGAAGAGGAGGAAGAAGAGGGGGAGGAGGGGGAAGGGGAGGAAGGAGCGGAAACUCCGGCCCUAGAAAACGAAGCAGCCGAGCAGGCGGAAGAAGACAUCGACGAAUCCGAACUUGAGUCAGUCAGUUCGAUCCCCGACAGUCAACCGUCCAGGGAACCAAGGAGCCCCGCAGCGGAAUCACUAGACCCAACGCCAACAUCAAGUCAGACCAAAGGCCACAAGCGAAAGAGGAGCAAGGGUCAACCGAUCGUUCCUCCCACGCAAGACUCCGACCAUGAGAUGGUUGAUUGUGUCGCUCCAGUGGAAGAGCCCGUAGAGGCAUUAGCAGUUCCUGCCGCCAAGGAGGAGGAUGAAGUUCCACCUCCUCCUGCUAAAAAAGCAAAGGCAGCUACCGGAAAUGUCUCUCUAGUUACCCCAAUCCGACAACUUCCCCACCGUACUCGAAGAUCGACGCACAGCAAAUCAGCUGCUGGGUCAACUGGCGUGCAGGAAGCUGCGACGGCCAACACCGGAACGACACCGCCGAGGCAGAUGAACGGCGGCAGCAACAAGUCGGAGAAGAAGAAAACUGGGCCCGCUGGCUUGCCUGGCGGCCCACCCGCGCGCCGAGGGCGACCACCAUCGGCUGCGUCAUCUCUUAGCGUUCCCGACAGCCAGCCAUCAAGGAGGGGGAGAGGUCGACCCGACCCUAACCUUUCGCUUACCUCUGUGCAGGAGCUUGGAGAUGAGAUAGUACUCAACGUCCAAACUUCACCGUCCAGAAAAUCAAUAACCCCAGAACCGGCGCCUGAUUUCCAAGUUGUAGUCACGAAUGAAGACCCUACGGCGAGCUUCUUAGGAAAGCUUGAUUCUCUUUUGGAGGAGAUGAAAGGCCUAGAAUUUUCGCCGGAUGACCUUACGAAGAUCGACGGAACAGCGUUUAAUAUGAUGCACUGGGUGAGGGAUAAGCAACAGCAACUCCGUGCUAGUAGGCAAUAG
Messenger RNA from Orbilia oligospora ATCC 24927, 5337 nucleotides. RefSeq lists its product as uncharacterized. The record is from RefSeq and is a predicted model, not a curated record. The coding region runs from base 1 to 5337 and encodes 1778 amino acids. Gene Ontology annotation, biological process: telomere maintenance. The transcript is spliced from 5 exons. Gene Ontology annotation, cellular component: nucleus. NCBI's taxonomy places the organism in Eukaryota, Fungi, Ascomycota, Orbiliomycetes, Orbiliales, Orbiliaceae.